AGAAACACACAACACAAGACAUUCAUUCUUAAUUUUUAUCUUUAUACUAAUGUCAUCAACAGGAGAAGCACCCAUCCAUGGGGACAUCUUAGAGGCCAUAUUCUCGCACGUGCCACUCAUCCACCUUGUGCCCGUCUCUCACGUGUCAAAUUCCUGGAAGCGUGCGGUCUCCUCCUCCCUCGCUCACGUCAGACCCAUCAAGCCAUGGCUCAUAGUCCUCACCCAGAGCCUCCGCCACUCGCACGUGACAACUCUCCACGCCUACGACCCCCGCUCGCACGUGUGGCUCCAAAUAAAAAACACCGCACGUUCCCACGCUUCCCCCGUGCGAUCCUCCCACUCGACGCUGUUCUACGCGCUCACCCCAUCCGAGUUCAGCUUCUCCCUCGACGCGCUGCACCUGAAAUGGCACUACGCGCCCUCCCCGCGCGUGUGGCGCACCAAUCCCGUGGUUGCGCGCGUGGGAUCGCGCGUGGUGGUGGCUGGCGGCGCGUGCGAGUUCGAGGACGAUCCGCUCGCGGUGGAGAUGUACGACGUAAAUAGCCAAGCCUGGGAGGCGUGUCCCUCCAUGCCGGCGCUGCUGAAAAGCUCGACGGCGUCCUCGUGGCUGUCGGUGGCAGUCGCCGGAGAAAUCAUGCACGUGACGGAGAAACACUCCGGAGUGACCUACUCGUUUGAAACUAUUUCAAAAACGUGGAAAGGACCGUUUAGUUUGAGGCCUCAUGAGAGUGUUUUCCACUGUGUCACCGGAACCCUAGGAGAGAGGUUGAUGGUGGCGGGGCUGAUAGGGAAAGUUGGGAACGUGAAAGGCGUGAAGCUGUGGGAGGUUCGGGUUCGGGGGGGAUUAGGUUCGGGGAUGGAGGAAGUGGGGGAGAUGCCGAAGGAGAUGGUUCGGAAGCUAUUCAGUGGUUCGGAGUUAGGUUCGGUGGAGGUGACGUGGAUUGGGGACUUUGUUUACGUGAGGAACACUUCCGAACCGGAGGAGCUGGUGUUGUGUGAAGUAUUGAAUCAUUUGAAUGGGGUUGGGUGCGAGUGGCGGAGUGUACGGAACGCCGCCGUUAGAUGCGGUGCGAGGAUGGUGUUUUGCGGCGGUAGUGUGUGCAUGGAGGAUCUGCAGAGGGCGGUGAUGUCGGAGAAUCCGACAUUUUCCAUGAAACAUGUGUGAAUUGAUAAUAAAAAAAAGUGUAACCAAUGGGUUGCGAUGAAUAACCCUCGUGGUACUUUUUUGUUAUUAUUAUUAAAAGAAAUGCUUUUCUUUGUGGGAUUGAGAUGUAUGGUAUGAUUGGAAUAAUUUUCGUUGCAUUGGCAAACAAGCUUUUCGAUUUUUUUUUAA
Glycine soja is the source of this 1333-nucleotide messenger RNA. Its product is annotated as F-box/kelch-repeat protein At1g23390-like. The record is from RefSeq and is a predicted model, not a curated record. Gene Ontology annotation, biological process: proteasome-mediated ubiquitin-dependent protein catabolic process. The transcript has a single exon. Bases 50 to 1165 code for a protein of 371 amino acids. Gene Ontology annotation, cellular component: cytosol; nucleus. Gene Ontology annotation, molecular function: protein binding. NCBI's taxonomy places the organism in Eukaryota, Viridiplantae, Streptophyta, Magnoliopsida, Fabales, Fabaceae.